UAGCCCCUGAAACUGCGCGCGCUUUCUGUUGCAUAUCAGCAGCUACUGAGGCCACCUGUAGGCUACAGAGGAGAAGAUGUAUCGCUCCACCAAAGGAGCUUCGAAGGCGCGGAGGGAUCAGAUCAACUCCGAGAUCCGCAACCUGAAGGACCUGCUGCCCAUCUCGGACUCGGACAAGUCGCGCCUUUCAUACCUUCACAUCAUGUCCCUCGCCUGCAUGUACACGAGGAAGUCCGUCUUCUUCUCUCAAGAUUUAAACGAGGCAGCUCGUCAUGAAGCAAGUGGGACCUUCAUGUCUAUGCCCGAACUCUCCGAGCUCGUGCACACAUUGCCGGGCUUCCUCCUCGUGCUCACGAGUGAGGGCAAACUGCUGUACCUAUCGGACAAUGUCACGGACCACCUGGGUCACUCUAUGGUGGAUCUGGUUGCUCAGAGCGACAGCGUGUACGACAUAAUAGAUCCCUCUGACCACUUUAUUAUGAGGAGCAAUCUUGUGCCAGUGACCACACCUGAGACAGAGCGGCUCUUUCGCUGUCGCUUCAACACUUCAAAGUUUGUGAGGAGGCAAGGUUCUGGAAACAAGGUGACUCUGGUACGAGCACGCUGCUUGCCAUCACCUUACCACUCAUCCUCCUACUGGACGUCCAACCCUGUGUGGGUGUGUUUCUGCUCACCUCUGGAGCCCCAGGUAUCACAGUCUUCAACCACCAUGAACCCCCUGCCCACUCCACCUCUGGAACAGGCCUUCCUGUUAGCCUGCUUCCAGUCCCAGCACAGCCGGGACAUGAGGAUUCAGUCUGCCCAGGAGUGUGUGAGUGUGUAUCUGGGCUAUGAUGUGGACACGCUGCGCUCUCGCUCCUGGUACAGCCUGUUGCAUCCUCGUGAUCUCUCUCAUGCCUCAGCACAGCACUGCACCCUGUUGCGUGAAGGAGGAGAGAGGCAGGUAGAGAUGGUGGUUCAGGUGGAGGCAGCUGACCACUCGUGGGUGUGGCUUUAUAUGGUUCUUCAGCUCCAGACUGGAGAACAUCCCAUCAGCUCCCAGAACUACGUCAUUAGUGAAUCUGAAGCAUGGUCAGUGCGUCAGCAGCUCUACUCUGAGCAAAACCAGUUAGCCCUCCUGUACCAGGAGGGGUUGGCUCAGCAGUGCUCAGAGCCAUCCUUGUCCAGCCCAGAGCAGGUCUUCACACCCAGCAGCAGCGGCCUAUCCACCCAGUCCUUUGACUUCAGCUUCACUGCCUCUGGUCGCAGCUCCUCUGAGGAACUGCCCGGCAGCACCUCCCAGUCCGGCUUGUCAAUGGGCUCUGCCCCCUGCCCUAGCUUCUCUUUGGAUGAAGACAACUUCUCCCAACAGUAUGGAAGCCACCAGAUGUGGUUACCAGAAGCAACAAAGUUCUCCACAGCAUUGGCUCCUCCCUCUCGGCUGAGCCACAUAACUAGUAAGGCAGGUCUUUCACAUACAGCUAGUCAACCCCCUGUUCCUCCUGCACAUCUCCCCAGUUCAAAUAUGCCCAAACCACCCAGCACGGUGGAGUUGGUUUCUACCCCCCCUUAUACCCCAAGAUUUGGAGGAGGCCAUUUCAUGUUUGGUGAGGAGCCCUUUAAACCAGACUCUGCAAGUGCCCCAAGUCAAAUAACCCAAGCCAUGCCUUCAGCAACUCACCCAACAUCCCUCUCAACAGGCAUUGGGCUAGUGCUCUCUGUACAGCAUUGCCAUAGGCAUCUGUAUGAGAAGUUGCCUCCUACCCCAGAUAGUCCAGGCACUGAAAAGUACAACCUCAUGGCAUUGCCAGAGAUAAGAGGGCCCCUGUAUGUUGAUGUUCCUCAUUCAGUCAAUCAUGGUCCCCCAGAGGGUCUCCUGACCCCAGAGGCUUCUCCUACAGAACAGCCCUGCACAGGUUUCUUUACCCAGCAAGUUGACGAUGAAAGAGAGCAACUGGAAAUCUCCCUCUUGGCUCAGUAUCUCAGUUCUGUAGCUGAUGGCUUCUUUCACGACCACCCACCAGCCACAAACUCCCCAUCCUCUGUUCUCCAACAGCCUUUACCCACCCAGGACCACCCUGAGCUGCCUUCUUGUGAAUUUCCACCCACCACAUGCUGGACAGAAGCUCACUCAUCAAUAGCUCAAGAUGAAAUCUCUUUAUUUGAAGAAGGACUUCUACCAGUUGUCCCCUCCUCCUCCUCCACCCCUUCCCCACAACCCCACUCUCCUCCUCCUCCUGCCCCAAUGAGCAGCUGCUCUCCUGGGCACUCACAGGAGGAGGCUUUAGUUGGUGUGCACCACCUCUGUAGCGUCCAGUCGACGCACCGUAACAGCACGGCUGGGGGCAGGCUGCUGGAGCCAGAGUUGACCAAUGAGGGUGCUUUAACAGAGAGCAUGAUGGAUGUGGAGCUUUUGCCUCCAGGAUUAACCUCCACUCUCUCAGCUUCCCCAGAGACAACACCUGGCCCAGCACUUCCUGACCACACCCCCAGCCUAGCCUGUGCCCAGUCCCUCCUGGAGGAGCUGGUUACCAUGGAACCUGUGUUCGAGGCAACCGCCCCGAUUACUCCUGCCCUGAGGCAACAACCUGAGUUGUAUCAACUCCCUCUUCAGGAGUCACCACAGCACUUCUAUCAAGAUGGAACCGGUGAUCACAUGUUCUAAAAUAAGUCUGUGACUUAAUUGAUAAAGUAUGGCAUAUUGUCAAGAUUUUCUUCUUAGAUUAUAUUAAUAACUAUAAAACAUGAGAGAAAUAUAUUCAUUUAAUGUUUAUACUUCAACAGAAUGAAUGUCACAUGAGCACUUGUAUUCAUAAUGGACUGUCAUUUUGGGGAAAAAAAAGAUAAUACUUAAGAGUAUUCUUGUUAUGGCAGUUUCACAAAGUGCCACUUUUUGUAUUCACUUAUAGUGAAGAUUGUGUUUUACACGAAGAUUCUUCUGAAGAUGGACGAAACACGUUUGUAUUGGUUCUAUUGCACCCUAAUGUAGAGUUGUCUACAGUAAAAGUAGAGGAUUGAUUCCUGAACUCUGUUUAUUCACAUUGUUUACAAGGAAUUCUGUUUGUGUCUGUGCAAUUCUAUAUGAAAAAGCCAUGAACAAAUCUUUAUUUUCUUCUAUCAAAAAUGAUAUAAGUAUAUGUCUAG
Molecule: messenger RNA, 3123 nt
Organism: Colossoma macropomum (tambaqui)
Lineage: Eukaryota; Metazoa; Chordata; Actinopteri; Characiformes; Serrasalmidae
Gene: npas4b
Product: neuronal PAS domain protein 4b
Exons: 8
Coding region: 77-2644 (855 amino acids)
Biological process (GO): regulation of transcription by RNA polymerase II
Molecular function (GO): DNA-binding transcription factor activity, RNA polymerase II-specific; RNA polymerase II transcription regulatory region sequence-specific DNA binding; protein dimerization activity
Source: RefSeq, a predicted model, not a curated record